Molecule: messenger RNA, 3109 nt
Organism: Labeo rohita (rohu)
Lineage: Eukaryota; Metazoa; Chordata; Actinopteri; Cypriniformes; Cyprinidae
Gene: ptpn4b
Product: protein tyrosine phosphatase non-receptor type 4b
Biological process (GO): protein dephosphorylation
Cellular component (GO): cytoskeleton; cytoplasmic side of plasma membrane; cytoplasm
Molecular function (GO): protein tyrosine phosphatase activity; cytoskeletal protein binding
Source: RefSeq, a predicted model, not a curated record
GCUGCACGUUGCAGCCGCAGCAGCCAGUAGCAGCAAUACAGAGACAUAUGCGGGAUUAUAGAGCUAAACCCGGCCAGCAGCCACAGAGAAGAUUGCAAUUGCGUCUGAGGCUUUUAUUUAAUGCACCGCACCCAAGAAGAAGCCAGGAUUGCGUUCCCGUUUCGGAAUUAUUCUUUAUUACUGUGCCAGAGGCCCCUUGAAUUGAAUGUAAUGUGAACAUCUACAGCAAUGUGGUUGUUUUCCUGCAGAUGAGCUGCUGUUUUGUCCUCUCCCCCCUCCUAUUCUCCUUUCAUCAUAAUUCAACAUCAUCUUCAAUUCACUGGACUCUCCUAGACCUGUAUAUGAAGACGGAGUGGGGACCGUAAUGACCGCACGCUUCCGGUUGCCUGCUGGCAGAUCUUACGAUGUGGGAGCGUUGGAGGAGGCCAGAGAGAGACAGCACGCGCAGGUGGUGUGUAACGUUUUACUGCUGGACAACACAGUACAGACCUUCAGAGUCAAUAAGCAAGAUCAGGGGCGGAUCUUGUUGGACGUAGUGUAUAAACACUUGGAGCUAACGGAGCGAGACUACUUUGGCCUUCAGCUAGCAGACGACUCUUCUGACACCCAGAGGUGGCUGGACCCAAACAAACCUGUUAGGAAACAGCUCAAAAGACCGGCUUCACAUAAUCUGAGGUUUAGAGUGAAAUUUUUCGUGAGUGACCCUAGUAAACUACAGGAAGAGUACACGAGAUAUUUGUACUUUUUGCAACUAAAACAGGAUAUUUUGAGCGGCAGACUUCCUUGCCCACAAAAUACAGCAGUUCUUCUAGCUUCUUAUGCUGUUCAAGCUGAGCUGGGGGACUACAGUCACUCCGAACAUUUGCCUGGGUACCUCUCCGAGUACAGCUUCAUUCCCAACCCACCGCAGGACUUUGAGAAAGAGGUCGCCAAACUGCACCAAGAGCACAAUGGACUCACACCAGCUCAGUCCGAGUUUAACUACUUGAAUGCUGCACGGAUGCUGGAGCUGUACGGCGUGGAAUUGCACUAUGCUCGGGACCACUGUAACACAGAGAUUUACAUCGGAGUUUUGUCUGCCGGCAUCUCCGUCUAUAAGGACAGGGUACGAGUCAACCACUUUCCAUGGUUGAAAAUUGUAAAAAUAUCUUUUAAAUCUAAACAGUUUUUUAUACAACUAAGAAAAGAACUGACUGAGAACAGAGAGUCUUUACUGGGUUUCAACAUGAUGAACUACAGAGCUUGUAAGAACUUAUGGAAAGCCUGCGUGGAGCAUCACACGUUUUUCAGACUGGAGCGGCCCGUUCCUCCGGAGAGAAACCUCUUCCUGCAGUACUUCACCCUCGGAUCCAAGUUUCGCUACUGUGGGAGGACAGAGGCGCAGUCUGUACAGUACGGAGAAAGAGGCAACAAGAACAGAGUUUUUGCAAGGUCACCGAGCAAGCCACUGGUCAGGAGACUGAUGAGCGGUUUGGACUGGGAGACUGUCAGCAGGAAUUCCCUCUCGGAUGACCGGCUGGAGACUCAGAGUCUGCCGAAUCGUUCUCCACCAGACUCGCCCGAUCACAGUAACUCGGUGUUUACCACAGACGGGGCGCGGGUCAGGCCGUCCUCCAUUGGUCAUCUGGUCGAUCACGUGAUUGAUGACUCGCCAUGCCAGACGUUCACCAAUCACAAGUCUGCAUCCUCCACGCAGGCCAACAGCAUCAGCCUGGACUCGACACCGUCUCCUGAUGUGACGACAGACGAGCAGCCGCCGGCUCUGCCCCCAAAACAGUCCAGAAAAGACCCCCUGACCCACAAUGGCAGGUCCCAGUCUCAGCACGAGCUGGAUGAGCACCUCAGCGAACUAUACAACGUACCUGUGGCAUCAGGAAAGAGCAUGAAUGGAGCCGUGCCUCAUGACAAUCUUGUUUUGAUUAAAAUGAGGCCGGAUGAAAACGGGAGAUUUGGAUUUAACGUUAAGGGUGGCGCUGAUCAGAGGAUGCCCAUCAUAGUAUCUCGUGUGGCUCCAGGAACUCCAGCUGAUAUGUGUAUGCCGCGCCUCAACGAGGGCGACCAAGUGGUGCUGAUUAACGGUCGUGAUAUCUCAGAGCACACUCACGAUGACGUGGUUAUGCUAAUUAAGGCCAGCUGUGAGGACCAAUCAGGAGAGCUCAUCCUGCUCGUCAGGCCCAAUGCCAUCUAUGACGUGGACGAGGAGCAGGAGAAGUUGGAUCUGGAGCCGGAUUUCCAGUAUAUUCCAGAGAUGGCCGGUCUGGAGCAGAUCCACUCAGAGGCCGAAAGUUUGAGAUCCUCCAUACAGCUGCUGAGAGAUGGGCUCUCCAGCGGUACCGUACUUGCGCAGUUUGAUCAACUAUACAGGAAGCGUCCUGGGAUGUCCAUGUCAUGCGCCAGAUUGCCGCAGAACGUCUCCAAAAACCGCUACCGGGACAUUUCACCAUAUGACACCACUCGAGUUGUGUUGAAGGGGACAGAUGACUAUAUCAAUGCAAAUUUCAUUAAUAUGGAGAUCCCGGGUAAAGGUGAAGUAAAGCGGUAUAUCGCCUGUCAAGGGCCUCUUCCUGGUACCUGCUCUGACUUCUGGCAGAUGGUGUGGGAACAGAGCGCCGCCCUAGUGGUCAUGCUCACAACACAAGUUGAACGUGGCAGGGUGAAAUGUCAUCAGUACUGGCCUAACGUUUCGGCAAGUGGCACCUACGGAGGCUUUCAGGUUGCUUGUGUGUCGGAAGAAGGAAACUCGGCGUACCUGCUCCGAGAUCUGACGCUUACACACCUGGAGAGUAAAGAAGAAAGGCAGAUUUGUCAGAUGCAGUACUUGGCGUGGCCCGAUCACGGCGUUCCAGAUGAUUCGUCUGACUUCCUAAACUUUGUCAGUCAAGUACGCAGCAAAAGAGCCGACACACCAGAACCUGUGGUGGUUCAUUGCAGUGCUGGGAUUGGUCGCACCGGGGUGCUUAUCACCAUGGAGACAGCGAUGUGUUUGAUAGAAAGCGGUCAGUCGGUGUAUCCCUUAGACAUCGUCAGAACCAUGAGAGACCAGCGUGCCAUGAUGAUCCAGACUCCUAGCCAGUACCGUUUCGUCUGCGAAGACAAUGCCGAAAAAUAA